CGAUUUUCGUUUUUGCAGCUCUGCCAUAGUGAGUGGUCGAUCCAGGUCUACAUAAAAAAAUAUAAAAACGUAAAAUUAACGCUAAUAGUUACGUGGGCAGUCAUUUUUGAGGAAAUAAACUCUCAAUAGCAGCGCAGCAGCAAGCCGGAAACAUGGGUGACGUCAUGAAUAUAGACAGCAUUAUAUCCCGACUGCUGGAGGUGCGUGGGGCACGGCCAGGCAAGAAUGUACAGCUCUCGGAGAACGAGAUCCGGGGCCUCUGCCUGAAGUCGCGUGAGAUCUUCCUCUCGCAGCCCAUCCUCUUGGAACUGGAGGCGCCGCUCAAGAUCUGCGGCGACAUUCACGGCCAGUACUAUGAUUUGCUGCGCCUCUUCGAGUACGGCGGCUUUCCCCCGGAGUCAAACUACCUGUUCCUGGGCGAUUACGUUGACCGCGGCAAGCAGUCGCUGGAGACCAUUUGCCUGCUCCUCGCCUACAAAAUCAAAUACUCGGAGAACUUCUUCCUACUGCGCGGCAACCACGAAUGCGCCAGCAUUAACCGCAUCUACGGCUUCUACGACGAGUGCAAGCGCCGCUACAGCAUCAAGCUAUGGAAGACGUUCACCGACUGCUUCAACUGCCUUCCGGUGGCGGCCAUUGUUGACGAAAAGAUCUUCUGCUGCCAUGGCGGCCUAAGCCCCGAUCUGACCUCGAUGGAGCAGAUCCGUCGGAUCAUGCGGCCCACCGACGUACCCGAUCAGGGUCUGCUGUGCGAUCUACUCUGGUCCGAUCCGGACAAGGACACUAUGGGCUGGGGAGAAAACGAUCGCGGCGUCAGCUUCACCUUCGGCGCCGAGGUGGUGGCCAAAUUCUUGCAGAAGCACGAGUUCGAUCUCAUCUGCCGCGCCCACCAGGUGGUCGAGGACGGUUACGAGUUUUUCGCGAAGCGCCAAUUGGUAACGCUCUUCUCGGCGCCCAACUAUUGUGGCGAGUUUGACAACGCCGGCGCUAUGAUGUCCGUGGACGACACGCUGAUGUGCUCGUUCCAGAUCUUGAAGCCGGCAGACAAACGUAAAAAGUAAUAUCACACAUAGCCCAACAACAAAAAACAGUCUUUUUUCUAUAUAACAAAAAAAACAAAACAAAACAAAACCGACACACUCAAGAAACAAAUCCGAAACACACUUACAACCAGAAAUAAAAUGCUUGAAACACAUCAGAUCAUGGAUGAAACCCGGGGCAAGUGAAAAUCUACAAUAACCGAAUCGGAAACCCAAACCCUAUCCCUAUACGACACCAACCUGGAUAAGAUGAUGCAUGAAGGGAGGGAGACGAGGACCCGCUGCAGAUGAAUGAAAUUUUAACCCAUUGAGAUUUUAUUCGCAAUUACAAGAUCCCAUUAACAAAUUCCAUGAUUAAAAGCAAACAUAUUUAUUUUUAAUAA
This is a messenger RNA of Drosophila kikkawai, 1423 nucleotides long. It is a transcript of the gene Pp1-87B, whose product is annotated as Protein phosphatase 1 at 87B. Lineage: Eukaryota; Metazoa; Arthropoda; Insecta; Diptera; Drosophilidae. The record is from RefSeq and is a predicted model, not a curated record. Gene Ontology annotation, cellular component: cytoplasm; nucleus. Gene Ontology annotation, molecular function: protein serine/threonine phosphatase activity.